CCAUAUAUUAUUAAAAAUGCAUUUAUAAAUAAAAUACAGAACUGGGAACAGUUAUGAGGUUUAGCCUAGUGACAAGUAAAUUCAACUUACGUUGUUUUUCGACUUAAGUCUCCUCUCCUGGGACCAAUUACCGACAUAAGGCAAUUACCAAUUACCGACAUAUAUAUAUAAGAAGAACAAGAGGAAGUUUGGGACAGUUUCCCAUAAGACAUAGUACAAUAAAAAUGUGUUAACUCAUUUGUAAUGAACACCACAAUGCUGUAAAUGGUAUCUAAAUAUUCUAACACAUUAUACCUUUACACAUCUAUCUAUAUGACUUUAGUUAUAUAAUGUAAUGAUAUAUGUUAUUUUAAUACAAAUGGAUCACAUAUUUGUAAAAUCUAAGUGACUCAUACAACAUGGAAUUCAUAUAAAACAGAAUUAUUAAUAGUAUUAUAGGGGGGCGACUGUAUAUACGUUAAAAUAUAAAGAUGUUGGUGUAUUAAUCAGUUUUUUUUUUAAGAUUAAUGUUAUACAUUAUAAUAACAUCUUCAAUAUCACAAAUAAUUCCAACAUUUCCAGAUAAUAUUCAAGUCAAAUGUGAAUUAUUGCAAUUUUUAUAAUUUUCCUUUUAUCUCUUUCAAAAAAUUAAUUUUGGUACAUAAUGCUUAUUUUCUAGGGCAAAUUACAGUACUAUAAAAAUCAGAUGCACUAAAAGACUUUGGGUUUACAUCUUAUCUUCUGGGAACUAAGGAAGCAAAACUCAAAAGAUCUGAUUUUUGUAUUUUGCUUCAGGAAAACUAAGUAUUUUAUAUAAAAUCAUACAUUUGAGAGAUUUUAUGACAAGAGUGUUCAAAAAAUAAUCAAAUAAUUUUUUAAAUUGAAAUUAAUAAUAUAAUUAUUUAUAAUUUCAGGUACAGAGAAAUGAAUUAAAUGAACAAAUUAUUUUGCAGUUAUUUCAAACUAUUAUUACUAUAUAUAAUGUCAAAUCUGUUACACAAGAAAACGUUUUAAUUAUAUUUAAUAAAAACCUUUUAGAGAAACAAUUUAUGAGUUUUAUUUGGCAUUGUAGAGCUCUUUCAAUGAAUUUUCUUAAGUAAGUAUAUGAAAUUUAAAACUGACUGGAAUUAUUUUUCUGAUUUGAAACAAAAUAAAAUUCAAACUGUUGUUUUUAUGGAAACAUAGAUUUAGAAUCUGAUUAAUUAUUACUUUAUUUUUUUAAUAUUAAAUGUAUAUUUGUUAUAUUCUAUAAAAUAAAAUAAAGGCAACCCAUAUUUAAUAUAGUGUACUUCUAUAAAAUUUUCUCCGAUGAGGCUAGAGAAUUGCAGAAAUUUUGGCCUAAUACAGUAUUUUUGAGCUUUAAUGUGGGAUUCUCUGUUAUUUUGUUGGAUAUAAUUUUACAUCUUUUUAAUAUUUUUUUCUGAAUCUUGACAUUAUAUUAUGUAUAAUCUUAACACUCGUUACAUUAAAAUAUUGUUACAUUGGAUUUUGAAGAAAAUUGAUUCUGAAUCUGUUGAGGUGGGAGGCAUGGAAACAUUUUUCAGUUGUGACAGUCUUGAAACCAGAGCUUUAUUGCUCAAGGAAGUACAGCCAUCAACACUUAGAGUUGCAUUAAUGCAUAGGCAUGCUUAGCCAUGGGAGGCCCUUGCCUACUUAAGGAUCUGAUUGAAAAUAAGUGUACAUAAGUUAUAUAGUGGCAGUCACCCCAUCCAAUUUCAGCAUUCCUUUAUUUCAUACUUUUCUUGGAAAAACUACACAAAUGGUGUGCUUUGCAUAAUAAAGUACACAAAAUAAUUUGAACUCACAUGUAUCUACAGUAAACAUUAAAAUAUCACUGGAGUGAUUCAUAUACUAAGUGUGCCCACUUUAGGGUUAAGCAAAAUAAGUAAUUACUAAAGUCAAAUUACUAAUUAUUGUUAUUAAAGAAAGCAGACAAUACAGUCUUCUAAAUAAGUGUGUGUGUACAUGCCUUAUUUAAUUUUCUGCUAAUUUUCUUUGACUUUCUGAAUCUCACUCUCAUGCAUAAUGUUUCAAUACUUCAAAACCACUUUUCAUAUGCCAAAUUUGCAUUUUUGUAUACUUUCAGCUAACAGACAAAAAUUUUGAACUAUAUAAUGGUACUUUCUGCCAGUUUUAGUUAACAGUAACAUCAAACUCAUUUUUGAAAAUUUUUAUUGUUUGUAUAAACUGUGGUUUUCAUAUUUUAAAUAAUAACUUAUGUAUUGUGGCACAUUUUUGCUAUAAGAACAAAAACUUUUCUAUCUUAAGAGAUAUAAUUUUUCUUUUUAGUUCUCUGGGAACAGAACUCUUUUUUAUCAAGUACAGCUCUAUCAUUCAAUUUUAGUACAUAGUUGUAGGAAUGCAUUAAAUUCAAAAGUCAGGACUGCCUCUUUAAGAAUAUCAGAGAUAAGAGCAAUAUUUUAUUAAAGCAUUUAUUACUUACUUUCCUCAAAGAAGAUAAUGCUAUGUUUGAAAACUAUUUUAAAGAUGUUGAAAUGGGAAUUGAUUAUUUAGAUGAUACAUUUGAUACAUGCCAUUUUAUUUUAUCCCAUUGUGCAAUAACAGAAAAUGAUUCCACAUUAUUUGCAGCACAAUCUACGUAUCUUUUAAUAUGUUACAUUUGCUUUCUACAUGGUGACAAAAUUUUAUCAACAUAUUCUCUUGAAUUGCAUCUAAUUAUUUUCAUAAGAAAUAUUUCUGAAGUUUCUGUAAAUCCAUUUCUUUGUAAACUUCUGUUAUUCUUAAUAGCAAUAAUUGUAAAUGAAAAAAUUAAAACUACAAAUAUGAUAAGUACAGAAAUUAAACAAGCUUCAUUAAAGCUUAAAAAGGCCAUACUGCAGCUUGAAAAUCCAAGUCUUACUUAUACUCAUCAUAAAGAUGUACUUUUAUGGACUAUUUUAUUUAAAGAUGAAGAUGGUGAUUUUUUAAAAUUUAUUAUAUAUGAAUGGCUAAAAAACUGUAAAAUUUAUAAAACAGCUGAUGACGAAGAAAGUUCUGAUAUGGAAUUUCUUUUUGAGAAUAUUUUUAAAGACACAAAACUACAAAAAAAUUUUAUAGAGUUAUUUGCUAUCAAUUCCAUUGAAGAUUCAAUUGAUAUGAGUAGUUUCUUGAAAAUAUACUUACAAAAAUUGAAAAUUCAAGACAGAGACUGUGGAAAUAAUACACUGUUUAGAAUAAUUGAAAUAUUGGUCAACAAAUUACCUUAUAUUCUAGUGAAAUGCUUUAUGAAUAUUAAUUCAAAAGAAAAUAUAGCUAUAGAAAUGAAGAUAAAAUCACUGUUAGGUUUAUUAGUAUGGUGUCAACAAAAUAACAACUUAAGUAUAUCUACAUCUCAAGAUGAUUUAAAGCUUAUUUUCCAAGUAUUGAAUUACUUAUCUUUUAAUCAUCCAAGCAAGCAUUUCCUUUCAAUCAUCUGGCAAUAUUUACAUUCUACAACUACUAACUUAUUAGAUUUCAGGAAUAUGAAGUCAUUAUUUUCAAAAAUUGUAUGUCAGCCUAUAAUAUCCCAAUUGGAAGAAAGUAUUAACAUAAAUGAUGAUGUCUGUACUACUGCAGCUCUUGCUUUCUUAUCUGGUUUAAUUAUAUACUACUCAAAAUAUAAUUUAAAGAUAAGACAACACAGAGUGGUGAUAACAAUGAAUCAAAUGUUACAUUGGUUACAGGACAAUACAUUGAAGAGUCACUUAUAUAUUUUGCAGAUUUUAAAAGAACUUAUAAAUUAUAAUUUUGAACAUCCAAUUAUAUUUCUAAAAAAAGAUUACAUUUUGGCUAAUGAUGAUAAUUCACUAUUUUUGAAAAAGGAUGACUUUAGAUUAUUUUUUCUAGCAAUAUUAAAUAUUAUUGUAAAGAUGAAUGACAUUGUAAGUCUUGAAGCAGUAUAUUGUCUCAAAAAAUUAUUGGAGUAUUUAAAAAACAAAAAUUCUUUUCUUGGAGAUCACUUAAUGUCACUUCCUUGGCUGAAAAUAGUUAUUGAAACAAGAUCCAUAGAUUCAAGAAAAGAAAAUGAUGAAAUUAGUUGGAGGUUAUUACUUUUGUGUUUGAAAUCCUCAAUGAUCAAUGAAUCAUUAGUGAAGCAUGUUGUUUAUAAUGCAAUGCAACUUGCAUCAAUAAAUGUAAAAGAAGUGAAUACAUUUAUUUUAAAGGAAAUCAUUCAUGAAUUGUGCACAGGAACAUAUAAUAAAUUCUUACAAUCUGAUGUUAAAUCAAAAUUGCAAGAAAUUUUAAAAUAAGUGUAUCAUCUUAAGUCAUAUCAUAAGAAAUAACAAAUGUUAUGUUCACAAAAAUUAUUUAUAUAACAUAUAUAUAUUGUUGUGUGUGUGUGGUUUUCAAAAUAAUAAUUCUUUUUUACAAACAAUUUUUCUGUGCUUUUUUUUAUUCUCAUUUGCAAUAAACAAUAAAAUAAACUUUUUAUUAUACAUAAUUCUUAAAGAUAAGUAUAACAGUUUAUAUUUAGUCAUAGAUGAUAUUUUAAUAAUAAUUUCAAAAAAGUAAAGUGAAUUUUAUUACUUUAUUAACAAUAUUAACAAAAUUAUACACCUACAAGAAAAUACACUAGAAUCAUAUUUAAAUGGUCCCCAUAUUAAUCCCAAUAUGCUCAUGUAACAUUAGAAUAAUUUGGCAGUAUAGAACAAAUUUUAUAUUUAUGGAUUUUUCAGUUGAGCAAAUUAGUUUUGUUGUUCCAAAAAUAAAUUUUAUUAAUAAAGCAAUAUAUUUAGUUCAAUAAUUGCAUAUGCUAUCUGUUAUAUAAAAAUAUACAUUAUAUGACAUUUAGCAGGUAUUAAAAUAAAAAUAUACAUAUAUAAUAUAUGACAUCAUGUCAAUAUAUUUAAGCAAUUUAUAUAAAGUUAAAUUGUAUCACUUAGUAAAAUGAUAGAUGCAUUGCUAAUAAGAAUGGAAGCAUAAAGC
Centruroides sculpturatus (bark scorpion) is the source of this 4884-nucleotide messenger RNA. RefSeq lists its product as uncharacterized. Lineage: Eukaryota; Metazoa; Arthropoda; Arachnida; Scorpiones; Buthidae. The record is from RefSeq and is a predicted model, not a curated record. Gene Ontology annotation, biological process: meiosis I. Bases 2445 to 4208 code for a protein of 587 amino acids. The transcript is spliced from 17 exons.